AUGUCUGAAUUAUCUCAAAACAGUAAUGAUGAGAUAAUCACAUCUAAGGAGACAAGAUGGGAUCGAAUACGGAAACGGCACAUGAAUUCUCUAAACGUAAAAACAGAAACAGUGAAAAAAUUUAUUGAAAUUGAUUAUAUAGGGAAAAAAAACAUGAAACUAUUAAAUGGUGAUAUUAAUCCUAACCACAGCAUUAAUCCAGCUCUAGUAAUGGACUUGAGGCAUGAGAUGAUUGAGCGUAUUACGAAACCGAAAAAGGAAUUGAUACCUGAGAAGGAAUAUGCGUUAGAUAAAGUGAAAGCUCAUAAUCAGGCUGUCGAGGAUCAUUAUAUCGAUAAUGAAUUAAAUAAAUUAAAAACUGAAUUGGAAAAAUCACGCAUUAAAAUGUCAAAGAAAUUACAAAGGCCAAAAUUAACAUUAACCUUAAGUAAUAAAGGGAUUUUUCAAAGUUUAGAAAAAUGUACAGAUGUGCUAGAUGAUUUUUAUUGUGCGCCUAUAGAAGCUCUUCAAGAAGCUAAUAAAAUAUCGAAUGAUUCGGUUGAAAAAUCAAACUCAAGCGAUGAAAAAUUUGAAUCCGAAACCAAGAGCCCAGUCGAAGUUUCAAGUGACCUUAAAAAUAAUCCAAGCGUUAAUGGGUAUACCUCACCAGACAAUCACGUUUCUUCUCAUGACAAAACUCAAAUACUUGUACCUGAAAUAAAUAUUAAAGAUGAUGUUGAAGAAGUACAAGAAAAUCGCUGUGUUCGAUUUGAAGAUAACAUAGAAAUUCACAAUUACUCUCGUGAGCCGUCAUUCAACGAAGGUUUAAUACGUUUUGAAACUGAAUUUCAAAAUGGAGAGAUUGUAGAAGGAUUUGCUCUUGUUGGAAAAUCUCUUAGCAUAAAUUGCUCUGACGGCGAAAUAGAUUCACGAAAUAGUAAAUUUAUUGAAAUAGAAGAGAUUAACAAUUUUCAGGAAGAAGAAGAAAUUGAUGAAAAUUGUAUAGUUGAAAAGAUUCAAUUUAGAAAUGAGGAUAUAAGAGACGAUAAGGAUUAUGUUUUUACUGUUAAUGAUGAUUUGUUGAGAAUAAGAAGAGCUCUACCUGAUACAAAUGACUUACAAGUAAUUGUUCAAAUGAAUUCUAUAGAUAAUGGAAGUCAAGAUAUUUCUGAGGAAAUCGAUAAUAAAAGUGAUUCAGAUUUGUCAAACAGUGAACAAACUAAUGCUAUUACUAAACUAUUUAGGCCAAAAUGCCCACCGACUGAAAUUUUAAUGAGAAAAUACUUUUUGAGAUGGAUACAUUUUACUACAUUAGAAAAAAUAGAGAAACAAAAUUUUAGUAACAACGAAGAUGACAGAAUAUUAAAAAUCAAUGCAUUUUUAGAUCAGAUUCGGCGAGAAAAAAGAAAAAUAUCAAAAAUAAACUCGCAACGCCCUGAAUUUGAUGCUAAUGGACACAGAGUCAGACCGAGUAAUGACAAUGAAGUAGUAGUAACCAAAAAAUAUCAAAGAAAAAUCAAGGUUCAACAAGAUAUUAUUGAAUUACAACGGUUAAAAUUAGAACGUCAAGAACGCAUGAUAAUGGAACUAAAACUUAAUAAAUUAGCAGAGGCUGCAAAAUUAUCGCAACAGGAAAUAAAAAUGGAAUUGAAAAAUGUCAUUCGUAAUGGUGAACAAAAAAAUCGUUGCAAAGCAAAAUGUCUUCAGUUAGUAGGAAAUCUACGGGAUGAAGAAGACGAGGAAUUUGCAAAAUUACAAGGAAGAUCUUUAAUGGAUACUAAAUUUUUGGAAAGAAUGCAACAGCGUGCGAUUGAAAGAAGUAUUAAACAUGAACAAGCACGACAGCGGCGUUUACAACAGGAAGCUGAAAGAGAAGCAGCAAAAAUUGCUGCAGAAGAAGCCAAAAGAUUUGAAGACGAAGAAGCAAAAAAACAACGUAUUGAAGCUUUAAAGGAAAAACGACGCCAAGAAAAAUUAGCUAGAAUUCAAAAGGAACGUGAUCGACAACGUUUUCUUGAAAUCUCUAAAAUUGCUUUAGAUUUUGCUCGUAGAAAACUGCUCAGUCGAUAUGGAAUUGAAGUUUUUAAACAAAUCGUAUCGAAAAAACGAAAUAAUUACAGAAAGGCGGAAAUAUUUCGUCGGAAGAACUUAAAAAGAAAAGUUUUUGCAGCUUGGAUUAAAUUCUUUGUUGAAAUAUGGGAAAAUAGAGAAAAAAAAGCUGAUUAUAUGUAUCAGACAAUUUUAAGAAGGACCCAUUUCGGAUCUUGGCAGAUAUACUUACAAAACGAGCGAAGUAAAUAUAUGGUUGCUAUUGAUUGGUAUGAUUUAAAAAUAACUGAAAAUGUAUUUAAAAUUUGGCUGGGAGUUACAAAAUUAAUGAAAAUUGUUGAAGAAACGAAAACAAAACAGGCUGAAUCCCAUUACCAAUGGAACUUACGUUGGAAAAUAUUAGAUAGGUGGCGAAGGUUGCCACAAAUUCUGAAGCUUGAAAAAGAGACUGAACAACGACGACAACGUUGGCGUAUGAAAAUUUGGGAACUUCUACCAGAUUAUACACCGAAUAGGGACGAUGAAUAA
Molecule: messenger RNA, 2556 nt
Organism: Condylostylus longicornis
Lineage: Eukaryota; Metazoa; Arthropoda; Insecta; Diptera; Dolichopodidae
Exons: 5
Coding region: 1-2556 (851 amino acids)
Molecular function (GO): phosphatase binding
Source: RefSeq, a predicted model, not a curated record